AUGUUUCAAGCAUUUGAUUCACUUCCACGCGGCCUGAUGGCAAGUGGUAAUAUCCUUCUCGCAUCAGCAGCAUACUUCGCCGACUGGAGCCAUACGCAUGUCUUUAAUCCACGCUGGCCACCUCAUGCUAAGUUUCACAACGGACAGAGUAUGUCUUUUGGCGCUCUCUCCGCCCUAACCUCACUUUACUUGCUCAGCCGACGCAAUGCCAACAUUGAGGCUGCUAAGGACUCGCUCUUCGUUGCGGCAAUCGUCGGCUCUUUAACCACCGUUGCUGGCUUGUCCGCGAUCUUCUAUCCUGGAACUGCCUGGACAGACCCUGAGUUUGGAAAUUUUGGAUGGAUAGGACCACAAGGGUAUGUCUUUCUUGUGCAACUUUUUGUAAAUUGGACUGCCUAUUACUUCGAAAACGCAAGACUCGACAAGCUGGACAAGCUCAAGAAAUGA
Trichoderma virens Gv29-8 is the source of this 447-nucleotide messenger RNA. RefSeq lists its product as uncharacterized. NCBI's taxonomy places the organism in Eukaryota, Fungi, Ascomycota, Sordariomycetes, Hypocreales, Hypocreaceae. The transcript has a single exon. The record is from RefSeq and is a predicted model, not a curated record. Bases 1 to 447 code for a protein of 148 amino acids.